AUGCAUCAUUGCAUAGCAUUUUUUCUUUUUAACUAAACUAUUAAGCUUUAGUGAGGGGCGUGGUUCAUCCUGCUGCUAUUGGGAGAAGCAUGCACAAGCUCUCAGUCCAGUCUGUUUUUCCACCUUGCCGUUCUCCGGUGGCUUUUUAUCCGAUCUCUCCACGCCAGUUACUGCAAUCAGACACAGGAGUCCUGUGAAACUAACUGGAAUCACAUUGAAGCCAUCAUUUCAACAUUCAGGAAAAGACGAUUUCAAUCAUCCAACAGUUGUCAUUUGCUUUUGAUGAUGGUCUGAGAGCCACUAGUGAAACCAGAACCCUAAUUGAAAUUGCCAGUGAUGUCAGGGAGUAUCAGAGAGUGACCAUCCAAGUCAAGAUACUCUCUCUCUGCUUUGAGAAGCAGACCCUGACUCGAAGUCACAAGCAAGUAAUGAGGAAGACCUAUCAAGUAGCUGACAAGACUUCCAGCAUGGCUUUAAGCGUGUGGGGUGAUAGCCAGGUUGAUGUUGGAAAGUGGUACGAGUUACAGAACGUGUCGGUCCGGCAGUUUGACAUGAAGCCAUGCAUUUCGAGCACUUUGCAGACUGAGAUCAAGGUUCUGCCUGACUUGGGUAACUGCUUUCAGAGCGAUGAACAUGCCAUUAUCACCAUUGAGGGAGACAUAGUUGACACUGAAAUCAAAGUUAGUCACUUAUGUCCAAAACUGCACAAAAUGGAUGCAGUAAACACAACCACUCUUAUGAAUCGUUGCAUUAAAUGUGACAAUUGUUGUCGUUUUACAAAAUGCAGGUCCAAUUUAAAUGGCCAUGUAUCAAUUGAGGUAAAUGGAGUUCACAAGAAGAUCAUAAUAGAUGAUGGCCAUCUCCGUGAGGUCUUAAAUUUGUCUGAAAAAUUCAGAGAUACAACCGAUGACCUGGCAACCAAAGUCUUAAGUCAUGACCGGCUUAGGGUCCAAAUGAUGGGCCGUGUACUUGUUAAGGCAGAGUUUGUUGACGUUAGUGAAAGUACUGCUGCCUUCCCUGGUCCAAGUACUGCUGCCUUCCCUGGUCCAAGUACUGCCCCCUUCCCUGGUCCAAGUACUGCCGCCUUCCCUGGUCCAAGUACUUCUGCUGCCUUCCCUGGUCCAAGUACUUCUGCUGCCUUCCAUGGUCCAAGUACUGCCGCCUUCCCUGGUCCAAGUACUGCCGCCUUCCCUGGUCCAAGUACUUCUGCUGCCUUCCAUGGUCCAAGUACUGCCGCCUUCCCUGGUCCAAGUACUUCUGCUGCCUUCCAUGGUCCAAGUACUGCCGCCUUCCCUGGUCCAAGUACUGCUGCUGCCUUCCCUGGUUCAAGUACUGCCGCCUUCCCUGGUCCAAGUAGCUGUGCAUCCCCUGGUCCAAAUGCAACAAUGUACAAAAUUGUGUCUGAUGCUGAACCAGAAGGGCUUGAUUUUCUUUUCUCUAAAGAAAAAUAAUUUAAGUUGUCUUUCAGGGAUGUUUUUUUU
Molecule: messenger RNA, 1481 nt
Organism: Carassius auratus (goldfish)
Lineage: Eukaryota; Metazoa; Chordata; Actinopteri; Cypriniformes; Cyprinidae
Product: U1 small nuclear ribonucleoprotein C-like
Exons: 3
Coding region: 429-1451 (340 amino acids)
Source: RefSeq, a predicted model, not a curated record